GAUAGUAAACACCCUGUGUGCUUGCAUUUUGGGGAACUCAAUCAAUUGAGUAGCAGCACAAUCUUAAAAACGAGUAAGAAAGUAAUCCCUGAAGGACGUUUGAGACAUUUUCCUUUGAAUGAGACAAUGAAGUUUGUGCAAUUGGGAGUUGUUAUUUUCCUUUGUAAGGCCUUUGUAUGUGGAUUUGCGGAGGAGUCUUCAUGUACACCUGGCUUUGAGUCGGAGUUGCUGGUGUUUAAAGUGCACAGAGAUGACCUUCACCAAGGAAAAAGACUAGGACGAGUAAUUUUUAAUACAUGCAAUGGAAGAACAAGAACGCUCUUUCAGUCCUCUGACAAGCGGUUUGCUGUGAACACGGAUGGGACUGUAACACUGAAGAGACAAGUCACUCUUCAUGAAGGACACAAGGUGUUUUCUGUGCACACUUGGGACUCCAGUGGCAAGAAGCACACGGUGUCUGUCAGAGUUGAGCGUGUCCACCAUCAUGAGGACCAUCACAUGGACACGGUCAUGAACAUCUCCUCUCCACAGAUGCAAUCUCCCUCUGACGAUCUAAAGAGAGCAAAGAGAGAAGCAAAGGGAGGUUGGAUUAUUCCUCCAAUCAAUGCAAUUGAGAAUAGCAGAGGUCCUUUCCCAAUAAAGCUGGUCCAGAUAAAGUCAGGCUAUUCUAGAGAAGCUCAGAUGGCAUACAGGAUCACAGGUGAAGGAGCAGAUCUGGACCCUAAGGGGACUUUUACUAUAGAAAAAUUAUCAGGGAAUCUGUAUGUGACUCGACCACUCGACAGAGAAACAAAAGCUUCAUACAGAAUUAUGACUCAUGCUACUGGAGUUGGUGUGAAUGUAGCAGAAAAGCCAAUGGAAAUUAUUAUAAAUGUGCUGGACCAAAAUGAUAAUUUUCCAGUUUUUACACAAAAUCCAUUCAAUGGAAAUGUUCCUGAAGCUGCUGAAAUAGGUCAUGAGUUUAUGACAGUCACAGCCACUGAUGCAGAUGAUCCAGAGACUGACAAUGCAGAAAUCAGAUACUCAAUUGUUAAGCAAGAUCCAGAAUCACCAAAUCUAAACAUGUUUCAAAUCAACUCUGUUACUGGAGGAAUUCAUCUGAAUUCUUUAGGUUUGGACAGAGAGAAAUGGUCCAAAUACACUUUGACAGUUGUCGCUGCUGAUAUGGAAGGAAGAGGUUUUUCAUCCACUGCCACAGCUGUUAUUACUGUGACUGACGGCACUGAUGGCGCAAAAUCACAGAAAAUAACGUAUAAAAUUGGCAAUGAUCCUGCCGGCUUGCUGAGUGUAAAUCAAGACACUGUAAUGAUUAAAGUCAAGAGGCUUAUGGAUAGAGAAUCUCCCCAUGUGAAAGAUGGCAAAUACACAGCUAUCAUUUUGUCCGUUGAUGAUGGUAAUCCUCCAGCUACUGGCACAGGAACCCUGAUAAUUGAUUUGGAGGAUUUGGUCUGCAGUGAUUCAUCUAUCAAGUCUUUGCCCACUUCUGCUGUGAAGAAAUAAACAAGGUUCAAUGUGUAAACAGGGCCUAAUAUACAUCUUUAGAGUUUUAUAAUCGUUUAUUCAUAAUUACCCCCCCCCCCCCCCACACACAUACACACACAUUUGCUGAACAUUAAUAUUUUACACUUGUUAUAACUACAUCAUCUUAAUAAUGCUGUAAUCACUGUUAUCUAAAGGAUAAUGUACAGCCAGAUGGUUUAUUAUAUAUUUUUUUUAAAUUGCUGUUUUACUGUUUUCACAAGUAAGUUUUCAUAUAUUAACUUUUUAGUACUAAUCUCACAAGAGAUCAUCAUAAUUUUACUGUUUUUCAAACAUUUAAGAAUAUUUUCUGUUGAUUUAUUACAAGAUUCAAAAUGACAAACUUUACUUUUUCACUCUUUUCAUAAGUUUAAUCUUUAUAUAUUUUUCUUAUUAUAUGAAGUAAUUGCUUCAUAUUGUUAUGCACAUUAAACCUUAUAAUUUGCA
Messenger RNA from Megalobrama amblycephala (Wuchang bream), 1965 nucleotides. RefSeq names its product cadherin-4-like. Gene Ontology annotation, biological process: multicellular organism development; adherens junction organization; homophilic cell-cell adhesion. NCBI's taxonomy places the organism in Eukaryota, Metazoa, Chordata, Actinopteri, Cypriniformes, Xenocyprididae. Bases 127 to 1500 code for a protein of 457 amino acids. The record is from RefSeq and is a predicted model, not a curated record. Gene Ontology annotation, cellular component: plasma membrane; catenin complex; adherens junction. The transcript is spliced from 10 exons. Gene Ontology annotation, molecular function: cadherin binding; calcium ion binding.